GUUCAGAAACCGCGAUAGUGUAGCAUUCUUUGGGACGUGUGGGGUGCAAUGGCUGCGUCCACUGAAUCAUAUUACCUGGGGUUUGAUUUCAGCACUCAGCAGCUGAAGGUGGUUGCUGUUGAUGGGAACCUCAAUGUUGUCCACCAGGCCAAUGUGCAAUUUGACAGUGAACUGCCAGAAUUCAGGACUCAGGGAGGGGUACAUAUUCAUGCAGAUAGGUUGACGGUCACCUCACCUGUGCUCAUGUGGGUGAAGGCACUUGACCUAGGCCUAGGUAAGAUGAAGAAUGCUGGAUUUGACUUCUCCCGUGUGAGGGCCCUAUCUGGCAGUGGACAGCAACACGGCAGCGUUUACUGGAAGAAAGGGACCAACCAAGUCCUCAGAGAUCUUGAUCCAGGAAAAAGUUUGCAUGAACUUCUGCAGAAUAGGUUUACAGUGCCUGAUAGCCCAGUGUGGAUGGACUCCAGCACAACAGAGCAGUGUCUGCAUCUGGAAUCAGCGAUGGGUGGCCCUCAAAGAGUUGCAGACAUCACUGGAUCCCGGGCCUAUGAGCGCUUCACUGGAAGUCAGAUUGCCAAGGUUAACGAGUACAGUCCGAUGCAGUACCAGGAAGCUGAGAGAAUCUCGUUGGUUAGCAGCUUUGCUGCCUCUUUAUUACUGGGACAGUAUGCAGCCAUUGAUUACUGUGAUGGUUCAGGGAUGAAUUUGAUGGACAUUUUCAGCAAACAGUGGGAUGAGUCCUGUCUGUUGGCCACUGCGCCUGAACUGAAGGAGAAGUUGGGAACUACAGUGCCGUCCUCCACUGUCUUGGGCCCCGUCUCUGCAUACCAUGUCAAUCGCUACGGCUUCCCAGAGGACUGUAAAGUAGUGGCUUUCACUGGGGACAAUCCAGGGUCUCUGGCUGGAAUGAGGCUGCAGGAAGGAGACAUAGCCGUUAGUCUUGGCACUAGCGACACAGUCUUCCUGUGGAUCAAAGAGCCAAGGCCCACAGUGGAAGGACACAUCUUCUGCAACCCUGUGGAUGGCACCUCCUACAUGGCUUUGUUAUGCUACAAGAACGGCUCCCUGACCAGAGAGAGGAUCAGAAACGAAUGUGCUGGAGGAUCAUGGGAGGUCUUCUCCUCUGUCUUAAAGUCUACACCAAUUGGCAACAAUGGGAACAUGGGGAUUUAUUUUGAUUCAGUGGAGAUCACCCCGCCUGCAGUCGGAGUGCACCGGUAUAACAACGAAAACAAAAAGGUAGCCGGCUUCCCCGCCCAGGAGGAAAUCCGAGCCCUGGUUGAGGGACAGUUCCUGGCAAAGAGGUAUCAUGCCGAAAAGCUGGGUUAUAAGAUCAUUCCAGGAACUCGAGUGCUGGCCACGGGAGGUGCCUCUUCUAACAAGGAAAUUCUGCAGGUGCUGUCGGAUGUUUUCAAUGCUCCUGUGUAUACAAUUGACGUGGCCAACUCCGCCUGUCUUGGCUGUGCCUACAGAGCCCUGCAUGGACUUGUUGCUGAAUCUGGAGUGUCCUUUGCCGAGGCGGUGAGAAAAGCACCAGAACCACAGCUUUCAGUGAGCCCGACCCCUGGAGCCAAGAAGGUGUUUGAUCCCCUGUUGGCGCGCUACGCCACACUGGAGGAGGGAGUGCUCCUGGAAUCAAAGCAGUGACUGAACACUGGCAACUAUUACAUUCAGAAUCUUCUCCACGCUCUGAUGAGCCAGUGUGAAUUACUUCCACAACUGUGCCUUACAACAUUUUAAAAUCUUUAUUUUCACAUCAGUGGAUUAAAAUAUAUUUUUUCUUAAUCCGUGUAUCCUACAGUGUCACAACCCUCUUUAAUUUGUUUAGUUCUGAUGCUGGGUAGUGAUUACAUUAAGAAUAUGUUGUUUCUUACUUGGCUGGUAUCCUUUGAAAGGUGAAAAAUAAGGAUUUUUUUCUUUGUCUAGGUGCUUACUUGGCAACCAAUCUGUUCUCACUUCAUGUUUUCAAUGGGCAUUUAGCAUUUUAAUAUGAAUGUGCUACUGAAGAGUUGUCUUAGAAAAUAGUCUUGUGGCUGUUACGGGAAUAUUGAGAGAAUAUCUACAGUAUUGACAAUGAGUUCUGCGGUGCCAAAGUACUGAAAUUAUUUCAAACAAUAAAAUAAAUUGAACUUGUCCUGACAA
Molecule: messenger RNA, 2142 nt
Organism: Esox lucius (northern pike)
Lineage: Eukaryota; Metazoa; Chordata; Actinopteri; Esociformes; Esocidae
Gene: xylb
Product: xylulokinase homolog (H. influenzae)
Exons: 19
Coding region: 49-1647 (532 amino acids)
Biological process (GO): D-xylose metabolic process; xylulose metabolic process
Cellular component (GO): cytosol
Molecular function (GO): D-xylulokinase activity
Source: RefSeq, a predicted model, not a curated record